Molecule: messenger RNA, 987 nt
Organism: Seriola dumerili (greater amberjack)
Lineage: Eukaryota; Metazoa; Chordata; Actinopteri; Carangiformes; Carangidae
Product: trace amine-associated receptor 4-like
Exons: 2
Coding region: 1-987 (328 amino acids)
Biological process (GO): cell surface receptor signaling pathway; G protein-coupled receptor signaling pathway
Cellular component (GO): membrane
Molecular function (GO): trace-amine receptor activity
Source: RefSeq, a predicted model, not a curated record
AUGACGGAGGCCAUGGAGGGAGCUGAGUUCUGCUUUCCACUACUCCUCAACUCCUCCUGCAAGAAGCCAGAGCCUCCUCGCUCCAUCACUUUGCUCCUUUACAUCGUGCUGUCCGUCAUCUCUCUGCUCACCGUGACUCUCAACCUGCUGGUCAUCAUCUCCAUCUCCCACUUCAGGCAGCUCCACACCCCCACCAACCUCCUCCUCCUCUCCCUGGCUGUCUCAGAUUUCCUUGUAGGCUCCUUGCUCAUACCGGUCGAGAUACUCAUGACAGCAACCUGCUGGAUGCUCGGCGACAUGAUGUGUGCACUGUAUUACAUGUUACCUGUCAUCAUAAUCACUUCCUCUGUAGCCAACAUGGUGCUUAUAUCUGUUGAUCGCUAUAUGGCUAUUUGUGACCCUCUGCAUUACCCCACCAAAGUCACUCUAAAGGUUGGCACAGUAUAUGUUCUCUUGUGUUGGAGUUAUUCUAGUAUAAAUAGCGUUUUCCUUCUAUAUGAUAACCUGAAGCAACCGGGCAGGUAUAAUUCCUGUAAUGGGGAAUGUGUGGUAAGUAUUUCAGGAACUGCUGAUCUUGUUGUUGGUUUCAUCCUCCCCAUUACUGUCAUCGUAGUUCUGUAUACGAGAGUAUUCAUGGUGGCAGUGUCUCAGGCUCGAGCCAUGAAGUCCCACGUUGCAUCUGGUUCUGUCAAGCAUUUGAAGAUCGUGAAAGUUAAGAGAUCUGAGAUGAAAGCAGCAAAGACACUCAGUAUACUUAUAGUUGUGUUUCUGAUGUGUUACUCUCCAUAUUACUGUGUCUCCCUCUCAGGCCAGGACAUCUUGAUUGGCUCUUCAACUGAGGCCUUCAUGAUUUUUCUGAUGUAUUUUAAUUCCUGUCUGAACCCCAUCAUCUACGCUCUUUUCUACCCCUGGUUUAAAAAAGCUACUCGAAUCAUUGUUACAUUCAAGAUACUGCAGAGUAACUCCUCUGAGGCCAACAUACUGUGA